Struthio camelus australis is the source of this 766-nucleotide messenger RNA. NCBI's taxonomy places the organism in Eukaryota, Metazoa, Chordata, Aves, Struthioniformes, Struthionidae. The record is from RefSeq and is a predicted model, not a curated record.
GAGGAGCGCUAGGCUGUGACCACUGCUGCUCUCCGGCUAACUGAGGGACAAUUGCAAUUCUGUAGCAGCUUCCCAUUUCUAGACGAGGAUCCUGCGUCUGUGUAGGGCAGAGAUCAUGAACUCUUUCUAGGUUGAGCACCUCUGACUUUUCAGUUUGUGAGUGGAGUUUGAAGCACCAAGCAUCAUGUCUGACUGGGUGCUCCUUGGGCUGAUUGGAGUGCUGGUUGUGCUGCUGCUGCUGACUGUCUUCGGUUUCGCUGUCUACUCGGGGCUUUUCACAGAGGUUGUUGUGAGUGCUGGCUCACCACCCGUCGGCAGCAUCACACUGGCCUACAAGUUCAGAGUUGGGCCGUAUGGCGAAUCAGGGCAACUGUUCACAGAUAGCUGCAGCAUCUCUUCGAAGCUCUGCUCCAUUGGUGUCUACUAUGACAACCCUCACACGGUACCGCCAGAAAAGUGCCGAUUUGCCAUAGGCCGAAUCCUGAGUGAGGGUGAAGCGAAGCCGUCAGAGGAGCAGAUCAAGCAAUUCCAGAAGUAUGGCUUCAAGAUCUUCUCCUUCCCCGCUCCCAGCCAUGUGGUUAUGGCAACAUUCCCAUUCACCACACCAUUGUCUAUCCAUCUGGCAGUCAACCGCGUCCACCCAGCCCUCGACACCUACAUCAGGGUAAGCAACUGUGGCAAGAAGAGUGUCACACUUGUUAAACAGACUGUUAAAGGUUCUUCCUGCCAUCGGCUAAUAGGACUGCUCCAAGUUCUUGUCUCUUGA